UUUUUAGUAUUUGGUUUCUAGAGAGCCAUAUGUCACAUUCACAAAUGUCUUAAUGGAUUUGGUAGUACAACUCCAUCUAAUUAAUAUUUAACUAUUUAUAAUUAGGUCAGCAGAAUAUCCUUUUAUCUUUAUCACAUCCUUUUUAUUCCAUACAAACACCACUUCAUUAAGCUCUAACUUGAUUUAAUUCCCUACAAAUUAUAUAACUGACCAAGUUAGUUAUAAUUAUGUCCUCCUCGAUUCCACAAACCAACAACACUACAGACUCUUCCGAACCUGGCCAAACCGGUUUUGAUACAAACACUAUUGUAGUUCUAGCAGCCUUGUUAUGUGCACUUGUAGCUGCACUUGUACUGAACUCAGUUAUACAAUAUGCUUUGCGAAAUAGGCGUGAAUCUUUAGAAGCAGCAACUACUACCGAUAAACAUUCCAUAAAGAAGAUUCCUGUGGAAGUUUUUAGGUCAGGAUCAGAGAUUCUAGCAACCGAGUGCUCUAUCUGUCUAGGAGACUUUGUAGAUGGAGAAAAGGCAUUUAGUGGCUUUGCCACCCGGAGGCAAUCGAGUAGGUGUUAAUCAGGGUGAAUAUGAUAGUGUGGUUAUUGAUUUCAUGGUGUGAAAGAACUCCAUUGACAAUAAUGGGUUAUGGUAGAUGCUUUAGCUUGUAGAGGUGACGUUUUUACAUAUUUCAUUGUCAAAGCUGCUUUUGUAAAUCAUCGAUCUUUAGCUUUUUAUCGAACACCUUUUUAGUACAUGUAUAUUGUUUUUAUUAAUAUACUAAUUUAGCUAACA
Molecule: messenger RNA, 788 nt
Organism: Lactuca sativa (garden lettuce)
Lineage: Eukaryota; Viridiplantae; Streptophyta; Magnoliopsida; Asterales; Asteraceae
Source: RefSeq, a predicted model, not a curated record